UCUGAAUUUUACUUCCCGUUUGGUUAACUUUAGUUAAAGAGAUUGAAGAUUUACAAGUCGUAUCAGAAGUGAUUGUGAAUAUCUGUCUAAUUUCUCACAAUGAAGAACAUUUUUGGAGUGAUGGUUCUUGCAACGUUUAUAUUUUUGACUAAUGGCGCUCCGACCAGUUCAAAAGAAGACACAAGAUCAUUAGAUGAGAUAUUGAUGGAUGCUAUGACCCAGAAUAAUAAUGUUGAGAUGUUAGAUUUGUUUCAUGAUUUGGGUGAUGGCAAAAUGAUGGCUAUGGUGGAACUUGAUAUUUUAUUAAACAGGACAGAAUUGGCUCAAUACAGAUCGCCAGCUAACAGACACAAAAGAAAAGCUUAUAAUAAUUUAAGACUGAGAUGGCCCAAUAACCAAGUUCCUUAUCAAAUUCAGGAAACAGAUUUCAGCUCGAGAGAUAUAUCUACCAUCAGAGCUGGAAUAAAAGAUUGGGAAGACAUGACAUGUUUAACAUUUAAUGAAGUUCCACGAAACCAACUGAACCAGAAUCCUAGCCGAAUACUCUUCAGAAAUGGAGACGGGUGUUAUUCCAGAUUAGGGCGAACUGGUACUGUUCAACCAAUCAGUUUAGGACGUGGUUGUAGAACGAGAGGUAUUGUUGUCCAUGAAAUCGGUCAUGCUAUUGGUUGGAUUCAUGAACAAGCUCGCCCAGAUCGAGAUGAUUUCAUCACUGUUAACUUUAAUCAAAUCCCACCUAAGUGGCAGUCCCAAUACAGUAAAAGAUCACCAAAUGUUAUUAAUGAUUUCAACGUUGAAUAUGAUUAUACCAGUAUUAUGCACUACUCGGCUAAUUCAUUCGGACCCAGAACAAUUGUUACUAAAGAUCCAGCUUUCCAGAACUUGAUUGGUCAACGUCAAGCAUUGAGUUUUAGAGAUGUGAAAUUGGCCAAUCUAAUGUACAGCUGCGCUGCUGAAUGUACGAGACAAACCUGCCCUGGAGAGGGUUUCCAAGGAAAAGAUUGUCGAUGUUAUUGUCCAAUGGAAACAACAAACAUCCAAAAUCCUGUUAAAUUGUGUGAUAUGACAGCAACAACUCGUCGUACAAUACGAACAACAACACCAUCAACUACAACUACAACGCAGUCCACUGUUAAACCACCACCAGAAUGCAGAGAUAUUUUACUACAAUCAAGGUGUGAAUCUUUAAGAGAUAAUGAACAAUGUAGACGCGAUCCAGAAAGAUUGAUGGUAUAUUGCAAGAAAACGUGCAAUUUCUGUGAUGAAGAUCCUAAUAAGAUGUGUAUGGAUUUUGAUAAUGCCUGUCCGUUUAUAGCCUCGUCUGGUUACUGUAAUAGCUCAUUUUCUGAUUUAGUUAGAGAAACAUGUCCUAAAUCUUGUAAAGUUUGUAUAGCACCAUCAACAUGUGCACUGGAUAUGAUUGAAAGUUUAUCUCCAAGGAUCAACCCCAGUCUGUUUUCGUUGUUGUUUGUAUUUAUGGCAAUUUUCAUCAAAAAUUAAUCAUAUAUUUAAAUCCCAUGUGUUCGAACUUUCUUGCCUAAUGUAGCAAAAUGUGGAUCAUCGAAAUCUUUCAAAUUUGCUUUGUUGAAGGGAUUCGUGACGUCAUGAAACUUGUUUUAAGAGUGUUAUAACAGUUUAUAAGUGAAAUGACUAACAAUGGAAAACAAUGUUUUAUACUAUGUACUAUUCCUGGUUUUUGUUUAAUACAACAUUCAACAAUUUAUAUUGGCAUCAUCAGUUGAAAAUGACAAGGUAAAUUGUUGAACCGUUGUGUAUAAUAAAACCCAGUUCCAUACUAUAUCAUUGUGUUCCCCAAUUUAAUGUGAUUUUUCUGUCGCAUAAGAAUCCGUUCUAUAAAUUGAUUUUUAUCACUCAUUUCACAUCAUUAGAUUUCGAUCUCUCUCCAUUCAAGAAACCUGUUUGUCUCGGAUUAUUUGUGUCGUUUGUUUUGUGAUAUUUAUAUAUUUUGUUUAUAUAUAUUUGUAGAUAUUAUCGUCAAUAUUAUAAUUUAUUUCAUUUGUGAAUUAUGUCAAAAUAAAUUUAAAUUUUUGUCCAAUCCAUUUCUAAUAAACAGUUUACUAUUAUU
Lottia gigantea (owl limpet) is the source of this 2086-nucleotide messenger RNA. RefSeq lists its product as hypothetical. Bases 100 to 1500 code for a protein of 466 amino acids. Gene Ontology annotation, molecular function: metalloendopeptidase activity; zinc ion binding. The record is from RefSeq and is a predicted model, not a curated record. The transcript is spliced from 12 exons. Gene Ontology annotation, biological process: proteolysis. NCBI's taxonomy places the organism in Eukaryota, Metazoa, Mollusca, Gastropoda, Lottiidae.